GUCCUUGUUUCACCGGAACAACCCGUUCUUGCAGUUGGAUGAUCUCGAGGACGGCGGGGGUCUUGAAGAGAUAGAAGCACAACAAGCAGACGUGAUGGACCACGAUGUUAAUUUCGCAAACAACAACGGGAUGCUGAUGAUAAAUGGGUCAACUACAUUUCUGGAGAACAAGCGGAGCUCUCCUCGGGGAGGCGGGACAACAACGUCAAAUAAAGGCGCAUUUUUCGGGUUGAAGAACAAGAAAGACAAAUACAGCCCGACAAAUUUCGAAGCCACGCACGACAACACGCUGCUGAGUGCGAAAACGCAAAAGCGGCCGUCGAAGGAGUACGAUGGGAGGAAGCGAAGAGCUGGAGAUGGAGGGUAUGAUAUCCUGUUUACGCAUAAACGCAAAAAAAGUUUUUUGGAAAUUUGAAAAACUUGAUGUACUAGCACCAGCACAUCACAAACCUUCUUCUUUCUUCACAAUUAAGCUUGAGGAUCGCUUUGAAUUUGUACGUUUGCAGCUUUAGCAUGUUCAAUCUAUCAGCAGGGAAAAAAGAAAAAUUAAAAUACUAUAUCAGUUCCGUCGACGAGGAGGACGGGUCCGAGGAGCAAUUUGAUGCCGACACAGCAGCUUCUCGGCUGCACCACCAC
Amoebophrya sp. A120 is the source of this 636-nucleotide messenger RNA. NCBI's taxonomy places the organism in Eukaryota, Dinophyceae, Syndiniales, Amoebophryaceae. The record is from the annotation of a GenBank genome assembly.